Messenger RNA from Pseudogymnoascus destructans, 1675 nucleotides. RefSeq lists its product as uncharacterized. Bases 237 to 1514 code for a protein of 425 amino acids. The record is from RefSeq and is a predicted model, not a curated record. The transcript is spliced from 3 exons. NCBI's taxonomy places the organism in Eukaryota, Fungi, Ascomycota, Leotiomycetes, Thelebolales, Thelebolaceae.
GCCAUGGAUUCAGCUCAGUGGAUAACGUUUUCAGGAAUUCCAAGACACUACGUACUGUAGGAUUCUUGGAGUUCAUGCACAGCUGUCGAUAUCCUCGACUUCAACUGCUGCGAUAACACAAUACGGAGCCUCUGCGAACUCCCAUUGAACGCCCUCGAAAACGCGCAGACUGCUGGCUAUGAUACGGACGGGCUUCUGAGGCCCUACAUUAUCUGCGAUUGGCAUCGCGGGACACCAUGCCGCCGUUAACCACCAACACCGGCGGCUUGUUUGCUCUGAACCGCACAAAGGUCCUCCUCCUCGCAACUCUAGUAGCAAUAUGGACAAUCGCCAGCCUCUUCCCGCGUUAUCAGGAGUCGCUGCAAGAGCAACUCACACGCACGCGCCAGAAGCUCCCAUCAAUAAACGUGGAAUUCCACCCCGAAAGCGACCCGCUCACGACGUACGACACGACAAAGCUUGCGCUUCUGAUUGAGGGGCGCGCGAGGCCGCAUCUCGUGCCACAGAUCCUGCAUAUGAUAUCCGUCGUUCCGCCAGAAUGGCGUUUCCUCUUUAUCGGCACCAACAAGAGCGUCGCUGCCGUCGGCCGCAGCUUCGCCAUCAAGCAUCAGCAGGCGGCCGGCAAGCUCGACCUCACGGUCGUGCCAAAGCCGUGGGAGAUCAAGAAUAAGGAGCAUGUGUGGCGCAUGCUCACGGACCCUCACUUCUACAUAGACUUGAUUCCGGGGGUGGAAUGGAUUAUGAAAUACGAGAGCGACAGCAUUAUGUGCUCCAGCUCCAAAGACAGUCUGAACGACUGGCUCCGCUACGACUGGGCCGCCGCUCCAAGAAGCAACACCGACACCUUCGCCGGCAACGGCGGGCUCUCCGUCCGCCGCGUCGCAGCCAUCAAGCGCGUCCUCGACUUCCAGACCCGCGACGACGACUCCGAACCCGAAGACGAGUGGUUCGGCAAGCGCAUCUCCGCCAUGCCCGACUUCAAGGUCGCCAGCGGGCUGGACGCCAAGCACUUCAGCGUCGAGGACGUCUACCAUGAGGCGCCGAUGGGGUACCAUCUGCGCGAAGGUGCUGGGCACCUACCCGAGGGCGUGUGGAAGAACAGCGACCAGCGCGCGAGGAUCCUCAAGUACUGUCCGGAAAUCGCGAUUAUCCUGCCCAUGAAGCUGGAGCGGGAGCGGUGCAAGGGUGAUAAUCGUGAGGGCGGUAUUGAUCAGGCGGCGUCGUUGGCGUUUGAGAAGGCGGAGGCGGAGAAGUCGAGGAUCAAGAUUGAGAAGAAGAAGAAGCUGGCGCAGAAGGAGGCGGAGAAGGUGUUGGAGGAGGAGAGGAAGAAGAAGGAGGAGAGGAAGAAGAAGGAGGCGGGGAAGGCGGCGGAGGAGGAGGAGGGGAGGAAGAAGGAGGAGAAGAGGAAGAAGCAGGAAACGGAUCUGACGGCGAAGAUUCAUAAGGAGCAGGCUGAGAAGGCGGAAGAGGAGGCAAAGAAGAAGGCGGAGGAGGAUAAGAAGAAGCCGGCCUGAGCGUGGGGGUGGGGAAAUAUUUUAUAUAUACGGCGUUCGGAGCGGCAGUGAUUUGCCUGCGAGGGUUUGCUUUGUAUGCCUAAUGUAGGAAUGAUAGACGAUCUGCUCGGCUGUAUUGAUGGAUUUGAAAAUAGCGAGGAGUACUUAGAGUCAAAUAUACC